Procambarus clarkii (red swamp crayfish) is the source of this 4126-nucleotide messenger RNA. The record is from RefSeq and is a predicted model, not a curated record. NCBI's taxonomy places the organism in Eukaryota, Metazoa, Arthropoda, Malacostraca, Decapoda, Cambaridae.
UUGGAUCCGUGUGGCGAGGGCUGUUGAGACGGUGCCCCUUGGUGGAGAGUGAUGUCAAGCACCAGGUGCACGGCCCGGUCACUGCCGGACGUCGGGGCCUCAGCUACUCAACUGUUAUUGUGCAAAACUGACGUUGAAAUAUUCUAAGGUUGAGUUUUUUGUGGAAAAAAGUUCGAAAGGGACAGUAGAUAGUUUCUUGUGAAAUUCAAGAUCAUAUUUAACCUAUCAGAUAAUCUCUCAAAUUCUCACCGACACGGCGAUCUUCCACGCAUAGUCUACUGUUCAACUUCACCGUAACGUCACCGUCGAGCUGCACCGUAGUCAUCGUCCCGCUACACCAUAAAGUCACCAUCCAGCAUCACCAUGAAGUAUACGCAUAACAAAGGAGUGAGAGGAACCAAGUGGACGUGUUGCCAGGUGGUAUUCCUGUUCCUGGGCUCCGCCUCUGCAAUCUUUGCGAUAGUGAUGCUGGCGGGGGAGUACCAGGAGCUCUUCGACGCCAUCCUGCAUUCCCAAAUGGAGAUUGAAGACGGGUCUCGGGCGUACGAUAUCUGGCGCCUGACGCCCGUGCCACUCUUCCUCCGCUUCUACUUCUUCAACAUCACCAACCCGGAGCAGUUCCAGCAGGGAGACAAGCCCAUCCUUGAUGAGGUGGGACCCUACACCUACAGAGAGUACCACGAGAAGCAGAACCUGACGUUCAACACGAACCAGACGGUGACGUACUACCAGCAGCGGUGGUGGGUGUGGGACCAGGAGGCCUCGGGCAACCUGAGCCAGGACGACAUCAUGGUCAGCCUCAACACCGUCCCUGUGUCUGCCGCGUGGAGUGUGCGCGGCCAAACGGCACUCCUCUCCGGACUCAACCUUGUUUUCCAGUACCUGGGCGAAGAACUAACCGUGAAAGCAACGGUUCGAGACACGUUGUUCAACGGCUACACGGACCCGCUCCUGGACUGGAUGCAGGAUUACGUAGUGGUGAACGGCUCCAUCAACCCCAUCCUGCCUCCUGGGAUCAACUUUCCUCCUGGUCUCAUUGACUACGACAAGUUCGGGUGGUUCUAUAAGCGUAACUUAUCUGUGACGUACGACGGCCUCUACAACAUGUACACUGGGCAAGACUCUCUCGACAAUUUAGGGAAAAUCGACUGGUGGAACAGGGAGCAGAACACGUCGUUCUUCGACUACCCGUGCAACAAAGUUACGGGGUCCGCGGGCGAACUGUGGCCUCCAGGCUUGCAGAAGGACUUCGUUGAGUUCUACAGCUCCGACUUGUGCAUGAGUGUGACGUUGUUUUACAAGGAGGAGGUCACCGACGCUAACGGCCUGCCCGGCUACCGCUACUGGGCCACCAACCAUACAUUCGCUAAUGGUAGUGUCAUCCCUGGCAACGAGUGUUACUGCGUCAAAAACACGUGUGCCCCUACAGGCCUGCUGAACGCGGAGUCGUGCCGCAUGGGGGCCCCGGCCUUCAUCUCCUUCCCCCACUUCUACAACGCUGACCCCUUCCUCAUGGACGGCGUUGAGGGCCUCACACGUGCCGACCCCGACCAACACGCGUUCUAUAUGGACCUCAUACCGGAGGUCGGGACGCCCAUGCAGGUGGCGGCCAGGAUGCAGAUCAACAUGCACGUCAUCCCGUACAAAGGAAAACCGUUUGUGCACGUGGGAAAAAUCGAUAUUCUGAGCGAGGUGUCGGAGGUGUACCUGCCCUUGCUCUGGUUCGAGGAGACGGCCGCCAUGCCUCCCGAUUUGGCCAAGCAACUCAAGGCUCUCCUCUUCAUCAUGAACACCCCGACGGUGACCAUCAUAUUGUCUGUGAUCCUGGCGCUCGGCCUCCUCACCGUCGCCAUCAUCUUCGCCAUCCACUGGAGACGAAGCAAGCGGAAUAUAUACUCCUUGGUGGUGAUUCACAAGCCUCAGUGGUGUGUCGUGUUCCUUGGUGGUGGGUCGUAUGUGUCAUACAGCAGCGAUGGAGACCUCUCAAGACACCGACAAGCUGCUCCAAGGAUAAUGAAAGAGUUGCUGAGGGGCUCACACCUGUUACACCUGGCGUUGACCAGCGCCACUCCCGCCAUCUUGCGGUGGCGGGAGUGGUCUGCACUACCAUUCCCGCGAGAGGAAGGCGAGAGAGCAGAGGGCGAGGACAGCGGAACGAUGCAGCACCGUGUGGAGGACGAGUCGCCCGACACCUCCGUCACUGGCUCCGACACCAGUUUUGCCGCAGCCAAAGAUUUUGUGAUGAAGGAGAUCGCCAAGAUGAGAUGGCUGACGCCCUGUCAGGUGGCCGUGUUGACGUUGGCGGUGCUGUUGUCCGUGUUGAGCAUGGCCAUGUUGCUCGGCGGCUACCAGGCCAUCAUCAACUGUAUUCUGCACUCGCGUUUGGAGGUCGCGGAGGACUCUGAGUCGUACGACUUGUGGAGGACUACCCCGUUCCCUCUGAUACUGAAGUUGUACCUCUUCAACCUGACCAACCCGGAACAGUUCAAGAGAGGAGCGAAGCCCGUCCUGCAAGAGUGUGGGCCCUACGUCUGGAGAGAGUACCACGAGAAGAUGAACGUGACGUUUAAUGCCAACUCAACGGUGACAUACCUGCAGCAGCGUUGGUGGGUGUGGGACGCCCACCUCUCCGGCAACGCCUCUCAGCACGACCUCAUCUUCAGCCUCAACACCGUCCCUGUGUCGGCCGUGUGGGCGGUGCGGGACCACGAGCUCUACUUGGCGGCUCUCAACAGAAUGUUCAACGAAUUGAAUGAGAAGCUCGUCGUCUCCUCCACCGUCAGCGACAUUGUCUUCAAUGGCGUCGAGGACCCUGUACUAGACUGGAUACAGAAAGAAGUGGUGGCCAAGAAUGGCACAUACCACUUCCUCUUAUCUAUAAUCGGCGAGGAUUCGGCCAUCGUCAACUUCGACAAAUUCGCCUGGUUCUACAAGCGCAAUAUGUCUGUGGACUACGAUGGUUUGUUCAACAUGAAGACUGGUGCCGACUCCAUCGCUAACCUGGGUGACAUAGACUGGUGGAAUAAGGAGCGAGAUACGUCAUAUUUCCCUCCCCCCUGCAACCAUCUCAGUGGGUCUGCCGGAGAGCUCUUUCCACCUGACAGUAACAAGACGUCUCGCACAGUCUUCAGUUCAGACCUCUGCACGAGUAUAGAGUUGUUCUACAAGGAGACGACCUACGCCAGUGGUGUGCGUGGUUACCGCUACUGGGGCACCAACCACACCUUCGCCAAUGGCAGCGUUGUUGCAGACAGGGCAUGUUACUGCGUCAAGGGCACCUGUUCCCCCACUGGUCUACUGAACGCAGAGUCGUGUCGCAUGGGCGCCCCGGCCUUCGUCUCCUUCCCGCACUUCUUGAUGGCCGACCCCUUCCUUCUCAAAGCAGUCACCGGCCUCGCUCCGGACGAGAGAAAACACGCCUUCGCAAUCGACAUCAUACCAGAGCUGGGUGUGCCCAUGAGGGUGGCUGCCAGGCUGCAGAUCAACAUGCGGGUUCUUCCUUACCCCGGCCACAACAUGAUGCACUUCGACAGGAUAGACAUCUUGAGAAGAGUGCCGGAUGUGUAUCUUCCAAUGUUGUGGUUUGAAGUGCUGGCUGAAAUGACACCAGAGAUGGCUACAGAUCUUCGGAUAGUUUUGUUUAUUAUAAAGUCUCCCAUCACUAGCAGCCUCGUGUGGUGGGUGAUGUUGGUGUUGGCGGUGUUCAUAGUGAUGGCCGUGAUCACAUUCCACUACAGGCGGGUGGGUCGCACCAUGAAUUUGGAGUAACACUGUAAACAUUCCAAAUUCCUCAGCUGCAAUGACGCUUAAAUCUUUCUUGCGCGCGCUUGUGCACAGCUUUACCAUGUAUAGUGCCCAGGAACAAUGGUUAGUUUUGUUACCAUAAACUUUGAAAUUUUAAGUAGAAAGGUUAUCUCUGGUUCUCAUUUUGUUAAAAUAUAUAUUUGACGGAGCUGUCAUGCAUUCACGACAGCUGUAUUAUACGUUUACGUUAUCUGAAGAUUCUCAUUCCUUGUGUGAAACAAGUUAAUCAUUAUUUAAUUAUGAUUUGAGCAUAUUAAUAUCUUUUGAUGCUGUACUUUGUUUUACGUGUACAAUUUUAUAUUAUAUCUAAAAAAAAUGUCAA